AUGCAAUUGUCUCCUAUUGAUUUGGACUAUUUGCACUAAGAGAGCAUCGGGGGAGUCAUUGCCGAUGGUCUAACAGUGCUCUACAAUACACAACCUGAAAAACCUAUCGAAUUUUUAGCCAAAUGGCUAUUAUAAUAUUGUAAAACUUCCACUCAGAAAACUCACUUCCAAGAUGAUCUCUAGAAGAAAGAAUAAAACAUUUAGAAUUUUAUCCAAUAGCAAAAGUAAGAGAAGGAGAGAUUGGAAGAAUUGCUUUAAUUCAAUUAAAAAACAAUGGAACAAGAACUCAAUUACAUCGAGUAUCUAAGAAACCAUCCCUAUCAUUAGGAGUUGAUUAUUCAGGAGUUUCCAGAAUUUCUGAUGAAGAAAUUUAAUUUGGCUGGUGUGUACAUCUGCUAUUUCACCCAUCAGAAACAAGUAGUCGACAUUGAUUUGGUAGAUGAUGAAAACGCAUUUAUAAAUCAAAAGGCACCUAAACUAUUGAAAUAUGUAGGAACCUCUGUAAAUCAAAAUUUCCUUCUCCAUCAAAACUUAACUGAAUAAGCUAUCAUAACAUAUGAAGUACUCAAACCCCCUCCUCCUCCUGAAGAAGGCAAGGCUCCAGAAGUGUACAAGGGAAUCUACAUACCCGAUGUUGUCAAAGAGCCAAAAGUUUAUUUUCAUAGAUUCCCCAAGUUGGGAUGCUAUUUUGCCAUUCCCAUGAAUUUUGAAACUUCUCUUUUUGAAGAUGCAUUUGACGCAGGUUUGGUGAAUAGGAUAAAAUACAAUUCUGAGGUGGAGACCCAAAAGUCAGAGAUUAAGGCAAAGGAAUUAGAACAUGCAGAAUAAUUACAAAAUGCCGAAAGUGAAGAUCAGAAACAGUAAUUGGAGGACGAACAUCAAAAUUAUUUGUCUUCGUUGCCACAACUUGUAGAGCCACCUUUUUUGGGCAUCCAAUAAUAAUACAUUGUAUGUGGUGAUACAUUAGGAUAAGACAGAAAAUUGUCACAGGAAGAACGCAAUCAAUUAUACGAUAUGAUUCAAUAGUUUGGUCAAAGUUAUCAAGAGAAGGAGAUAGCCUUGUUGUCAGAGGAUAUCAAUUAAUAAAUUGAAUAUCAAAAUACUAUUCCUGAGAAGUUGGAGGAGAAUUAUCUGGAUCAAGAGAAUCAAUUUGUGGAGUAGUAAGCUGUCAAUUUAGAGGAAUUGAAGUAGACUAAUGAUCGGGAUUAUAGUUAUGAAAUAGAGUGUAUUAAAUUUGAUUUUCUGAAGUAACAAUUUACUGCCAAAGAUUUUGCCUCUACUUUUCUUAAUCUAACGAAGAGGAGGGUCAUCAAAUUCCCAAACAUCAUUAAAGCGUUAUUUUAUUUGUUAGGUUACAAAAAGGAGGAAAUCACAUUGGAAAAUAAAUUGAAUUGGAAGAUUGUGGCUUCCUAGAUUGAUUACAGAUUCUUAGCCAAAUUAGCUCUCAUUAAUCACAGGGGACCCAAAGAAGCCCCACUUCAACAUGCUACUAUAUAUAGAUUGGAAAAAUUGGUGGAUGUGUAUGAUGAGGAGAAAGUUGCAAAUUACAAUUGGGCUUUGGGGUACUUACAAAGAUUUCUCACUUUGUAUUGUAAGUUGAGAAGGGAGGACGUUGCAAUCAGAAAAGAAAUCCUACAGGAGAAGAGAGGCCAAUUAUAGGCUGCCAAAGAAUUGUUAGCCUAAUUAUUAGAAUAAAAAGAGACAGAUUUGCAGGCAGCUAAGGCCAACUUCUAAGGGGAGGAGGGUGAAGAAUUUGAUGAACAGAAAUGGAUUGAAGAAUGGGAAUCUGAACAUAAUCUUCCUGAAAUUGGUGAUGAACCAUAGGAUGAAAUUGAUGAUGACUUAGAAUGAUCCUCAUAAAUUAGAAAUAAAAUU
Paramecium tetraurelia is the source of this 1875-nucleotide messenger RNA. RefSeq lists its product as uncharacterized. The transcript is spliced from 5 exons. The record is from RefSeq and is a predicted model, not a curated record. Gene Ontology annotation, cellular component: Set1C/COMPASS complex. Lineage: Eukaryota; Ciliophora; Oligohymenophorea; Peniculida; Parameciidae.